GAGAGAGAAAGAGGAAGUUGCACCGCAGUCUUGAUACGUCGUCAAUCUAUAUUAUAUUUGUUAUCUUAUUUUCAUCUUAUUUUCACUUAAUAAUUAAGUGGAAUGCAAAAAAAACAUUUUGUUUAAUAAAGUUGUGUGAUUAUGUUCUAACGACAAAAUCACAUAGAAUAAAAGAUGCACUGUCUUCGUCGUUUGAGAAAUGUCUCUGUAUAUAAUAUAAUUCAAAAACAACUCAUAAGCUUUAUUGAACAGAAUAAAUGUAAAGUUUCAAAUGGGAACAUAUUCAGGUCAUUGUAUGUUACCUCAUGUACUUAUAAACAGGACUCUAUACCUAAACCUUUACGUAGCACAAAACAAAAAUCAAAACAUAACAAUGAACAAUAUUUUGUGGAUAUAAAACAGGUGAGAACAAUUGGAGGAAAAGGUGGAGAUGGGGAAAUAACAUUUUUACGGUUGUGGGUCAAUGAUCGAGCCGGUCCUGAUGGGGGUGAUGGUGGAAAUGGCGGUCAUAUAAUAUUUGAGGCAUCAAUGGAUGUGAAAGACCUUAGCCAUGUACAUUCUUUUGUUCAAGCUGAUGAUGGAGAAAGAGGUUACUCUAAGAGUUGUUUCGGUAAGAAUGCAGAACACAAAAUGGUAAAAGUACCAAUUGGUACGAUCGUGCGCGACAUAACUGGCAAAAUAUUAUGUGACUUGAAUCAAAGCGGAAUGAUGUUUAUCGCCGCAAGAGGCGGUGCGGGUGGACAUGGAAAUACCUUUUUUAAGUCAGAUAUACAUCAGUCACCCGAAAUAUGUGAAUAUGGUGCAGUCGGAGAGGACAUACAAUACAUAUUAGAAAUUAAAAGUAUGGCCCACAUUGGAUUAAUUGGUUUACCAAAUGCUGGAAAAAGUACACUUUUACAAGCAAUAUCGAGAGCUAAACCGAAAAUAGCUCCAUAUCCUUUUACUACCUUGAAACCUCACAUUGGUAUGGUACAGUAUGAUGAUUAUGAACAAAUUGCAGUGGCAGAUAUGCCAGGUCUUAUAGAAGAUUCGCAUAAGAAUAAGGGCCUUGGCAUAACUUUCCUCAAGCAUGCAGAACGUUGCACUGCUUUAAUGUACAUUAUAGAUGUUACAUUGGAUGAACCAUGGAGAGCUUUGGAACUUUUAAGAUACGAAAUUAGUCAGUUUAACGAAAAACUAAACGACAGACCACUUCUUGUUGUAGCAAACAAGAUGGACUUGCCAAAUGCUGAGGUUAAUUUACAAUUACUCAAAGAACAUAUAAAUAUGCCAAUAGUACCUAUCUCUGCCAAAAUGGGCACCAACAUUUCUAUGUUAUUAAGAGAAAUUAGAAUAUUAUAUGAUAAUUUUAAGACUAAUAAUUCAGAAGAAAAUAAUGAACUUAAACAAUAAAAAGAAUUCUAGUA
This is a messenger RNA of Harpegnathos saltator (Jerdon's jumping ant), 1406 nucleotides long. Its product is annotated as mitochondrial ribosome-associated GTPase 2. Gene Ontology annotation, cellular component: mitochondrion. NCBI's taxonomy places the organism in Eukaryota, Metazoa, Arthropoda, Insecta, Hymenoptera, Formicidae. The transcript has 7 exons. Gene Ontology annotation, molecular function: magnesium ion binding; GTP binding; GTPase activity. The record is from RefSeq and is a predicted model, not a curated record. Bases 175 to 1392 code for a protein of 405 amino acids.